CGUUUGACGUUUUAUGCACCAUAGACGAUAGAUUCUUUUCUGUAAACUGUCAGAGACGGCAACAGUAAUUCCUAACCAUGGGUCGCGUCAGGACUAAGACCGUGAAGAAGGCAGCCAAAAUCAUUAUUGAGAAAUACUACACAAGGUUGACCCUUGAUUUUGACACCAACAAGAGGAUAUGUGAGGAAAUCGCUAUCAUUCCUACGAAGCCCCUUCGUAACAAGAUCGCCGGGUUUGCCACCCAUUUGAUGAGGCGUCUCAGGAACUCCCAGGUCCGUGGAAUCUCCAUCAAACUGCAGGAGGAGGAGCGUGAGAGACGUGACAACUACGUCCCUGAAGUCUCCGCCUUGGAGCAUGACAUCAUCGAGGUUGACCCCGACACCAAGGAGAUGUUGAAGAUGCUAGACUUCAACAACAUCAACGGCCUCCAGCUGACGCAGCCGACUACCUCGGGUGGUUAUGGUGGCAGACGUAAUUAAGGAUAAUAAACAUUAAAAUGUA
Cydia splendana is the source of this 501-nucleotide messenger RNA. It is a transcript of the gene RpS17, whose product is annotated as small ribosomal subunit protein eS17. Lineage: Eukaryota; Metazoa; Arthropoda; Insecta; Lepidoptera; Tortricidae. Bases 78 to 479 code for a protein of 133 amino acids. Gene Ontology annotation, molecular function: structural constituent of ribosome. The transcript has 3 exons. Gene Ontology annotation, cellular component: ribosome. The record is from RefSeq and is a predicted model, not a curated record. Gene Ontology annotation, biological process: translation.